UGAUGUUGAGAUACUACAAAGUAUUUUUUCUAAUAUAAACCAACAGGUAUUACUUUAAAAUUCCUUUAUUACGUGAAGGAACUGCGCCAAUAGACAUGUGUCAAAAUUUUAAAAAACAAAACCAUUUUUGAAUACAGAACUACAAUUUCGUAAUUCGAACGACACUAAAGAGAAUUGUGAAAUGUUAAAGGUUUUCAAAGAGAAAUUUCAACCGAUUUACUUAAAGUAGAAAAGCUGGACGGUAAAAUAUUUUCAGCGGUCAACAGUUUCUUUAAUUUCUCUCCUUUCGUUACACAAAUUAAGGAUUUAAUGACGAAGCAAGCGAGCGGUUCCGGCACAUCAGAACAAAGCGAGACUGGGCUGGUUAAAACGGCAAAAGGAGACGAUUUAUCCCAAAGGGCCAAUAACUCGGGUCUCGAAAAUUAUGAAAAUAAAAAUAACAGAAAAUUUUCGGGAAACCCUCAGCUAAAAAUCAACGAAAAGCAUCCCUUCAUUUCUAAAAGUCAGAUGAAAGAAUUUCGAGAGGCAUUUAAACUUUUCGACAAAGACGGUGACGGAAGCAUAACAAAAGAAGAACUAGGAAGAGUGAUGAGAUCAUUGGGGCAGUUCGCUAGAACUGAAGAACUGCAGCAGAUGCUACAGGAAGUAGAUGUUGAUGGUGACGGGAACGUAAGUUUUGAGGAAUUUGUGGACAUUGCUUGGUCUGCAGGGGCAGCUACUGACAAAGAUAGUUCCCUAUCUCGCGAAGAGGAAGAAAAAGAACUGAGGGACGCCUUUAGGGUGUUUGACAAACACAACAGGGGUUACAUUACAGCUUCAGAUCUUCGGGCGGUUCUCCAAUGUCUCGGUGAAGAUCUUUCAGAGGAAGAAAUUGAAGAUAUGAUAAAAGAGGUCGACGUAGACGGUGAUGGGCGCAUCGACUUCUACGAGUUCGUGAAUGCCCUUGGAGAACCGGGUAACGAAGACAGCGCUGACGAGGAAGAGGACGAAGGGACAAUGUUCGGUUUGAAUUGAAAGAAAAACCAAAGAUAAUCGCUUAAAAGAAAUUUCAAUUUGUAACGACACAAAUGUUUCAAAAACGCACUUUCUCUUUGCUCAUUUUAAUCGUAUACCCAAAAGUUGUAAUAGGUACAUAAGCAAAUGUAAUUUGACGUGUCAACAUUACUACUAAACAUAAGUAUAAAUA
Molecule: messenger RNA, 1186 nt
Organism: Agrilus planipennis (emerald ash borer)
Lineage: Eukaryota; Metazoa; Arthropoda; Insecta; Coleoptera; Buprestidae
Product: neo-calmodulin-like
Exons: 7
Coding region: 310-1014 (234 amino acids)
Molecular function (GO): calcium ion binding; enzyme regulator activity
Source: RefSeq, a predicted model, not a curated record